AAGCCUUCAGCAAUCCUUAGCAUAGGGGCACACUCAUGCAUUCCUGUCAAGUCAUCUUGUGAAAGGCUGCCUGCUUCCAGCUUGGCUUGGAUGUGCAACCUUAAUAAAACUCACUGAGGUCUGGGAGAAAAUAGCAGAUCUGCUGCAGAUAGGGUAGGGGAAAGGGUCUAGAAUAUGUACACGCAGCUGACUCAGGCAGGCUCCACGUUGAACGGUUACACAGAGAGGAAACAAUAAAUCUCAGCUACUAUGCAAUAAAUAUCUCAAGUUUUAACUAAGGAAACUACCAUUACAGUGAAAUAAAAAAAAUAACAUUUUAGAACAAAGCUAACAAAUGGCUAGUUUUCUGUGAUUCUUCUUCAAAAGCUUUCUUUGAGGGGGAAAAAGUCAAACAAACAAGCAGUUUUACCUAAAAUAAAAACUAGUUUAAAGGUCAGAAGAAAGGAGCAAGUUUUGCGAGAGGCACGGAAAGAGAUUGCUGGCAGUACAAUGACAGUUUUCCUUUCCUUUGCUUUCCUCGCUGCCAUUCUGACUCACAUAGGGUGCAGCAACCAGCGCCGAGGUCCAGAAAACGGUGGGAGAAGAUAUAACCGGAUUCAACAUGGGCAGUGUGCCUACACUUUCAUUCUUCCAGAACACGACGGGAACUGUCGUGAGAGUACGACAGACCAGUACAACACAAAUGCUCUGCAGAGAGAUGCUCCACACGUGGAACCGGAUUUCUCUUCCCAGAAACUUCAACAUCUGGAGCAUGUGAUGGAAAAUUAUACUCAGUGGCUGCAAAAAAUUGAGAACUACAUUGUGGAAAAUAUGAAGUCGGAGAUGGCCCAGAUACAGCAGAAUGCAGUUCAGAACCACACGGCCACCAUGCUCGAGAUAGGAACCAGCCUGCUCUCUCAGACCGCAGAGCAGACCAGAAAGCUGACAGAUGUUGAGACCCAGGUACUAAAUCAAACUUCUCGACUUGAAAUACAACUGCUAGAGAAUUCAUUAUCAACAUACAAGCUAGAGAAGCAGCUUCUUCAACAGACAAAUGAAAUCCUAAAGAUUCAUGAGAAAAACAGUUUAUUAGAACAUAAAAUCUUAGAAAUGGAGGGAAAGCACAAGGAAGAGUUGGACACCUUAAAAGAAGAGAGAGAGAAUCUUCAAGUCUUGGUUACUCGUCAAACGUAUAUAAUCCAGGAACUGGAGAAACAAUUGAACAGAGCCACCACCAAUAAUAGUGUCCUUCAGAAGCAGCAGCUGGAGCUGAUGGACACAGUGCAUAACCUCAUCAACCUUUGCACUAAAGAAGGUGUUUUACUAAAGGGAGGAAAAAAAGAGGAAGAGAAACCAUUUAGAGACUGUGCAGAUGUAUAUCAAGCUGGUUUUAAUAAAAGUGGAAUCUACACUAUUUAUAUUAAUAAUAUGCCAGAACCCAAAAAGGUAUUUUGCAAUAUGGAUCUUAAUGGAGGAGGUUGGACUGUAAUACAACGUCGUGAAGAUGGAAGUCUAGAUUUCCAAAGAGGUUGGAAAGAAUAUAAAAUGGGGUUUGGAAAUCCCUCUGGCGAAUAUUGGCUGGGGAAUGAGUUUAUUUUUGCCAUAACCAGUCAGAGGCAGUACACACUAAGAAUCGAGUUAAUGGACUGGGAAGGAAACCGAGCCUAUUCACAAUAUGACAGAUUCCACAUAGGAAACGAAAAGCAAAACUACAGGUAA
Leptonychotes weddellii (Weddell seal) is the source of this 1698-nucleotide messenger RNA. The record is from RefSeq and is a predicted model, not a curated record. NCBI's taxonomy places the organism in Eukaryota, Metazoa, Chordata, Mammalia, Carnivora, Phocidae.